CCAAUGCAAGGUUUCCAUUUUUGGACAUUUCAUUCUUCGCCAGCACGAGACCCGAAGUGCAGCAAAGCACGAGAACGAGUUUCUUCUUCGCUUCUCGACAUUCGACAUCGACGAAGAUCCGUCCAUCAUUGCACUGCUUCUCUCUGUUGUUGCCCAUCACGAGAAGGACGAGAGGACGUCAACAACAAAGGACGGAGGCCUAGACUAAUUGCCGCGUGUUAACAAAGCGGUAGUGCUUCUAGUAGGGCCGAAAGAGAGACUAAAUUGCGAUUAACAACAACCACGAUAGAGAAAUUUGUUUCAUUGGCCAUGGCUCGCAAAACCUUGACUUCGAACGACGUCAAGAAGCUCUCAUGGGACGAUUACUUCAAGCGCUUGGUGGAAUUCCACCAGAAACACGGACACACCAAUGUGCCUUUCCGGUACGACAAGGAAGGCUUGGCGCUUUGGGUAUACCGACAACGACAUCACGCCGUCGAAUCUCGUCCCUUGUCCUCAGUACAACGACAGAAGUUAGUCGAUUUGGGUGGCGUUCUAGAUGACGUACAGACCGAAUGGGACAAGACUAACCACAUGUGGAUCGACUCGUACAUGCAAAUGCUCGAAUACAGAGAGGCCAAUGGGGAUUUUCUGAUUCGUUCCUCCAAGAGACCUUUGCUGCGCAAGUGGGUGACCAAGCAGCGCCAUCGACAACGCCGCAAUUUGUUGGAUGAAACACGAGCCAAGCUGCUCAAGGACGCUGGCUUUAGCUGGGAUCAGGAUGAAGAGUACGUCAAGCAUGUGAAUCCACGUGGCUGGGAAGAAAACUUUCAGCUCCUGUUUGAGUACUGGGAACGCUUCGGAACGUCCGAUGUGCCAUUGGACUAUAUGGAGGACUCCAACUUGGCGUAUUGGGUUCAUGAACUAAAAGGACACCCCGAGAAUCUCACUAACAAACAGAAAAAGCAACUCAAGUCGCUCAAUUUCAGUUUUGGUCUUAUGGCAACUGCGACUGCACCCGCCACUUCGACGGCAUCUCCUUUAACGGUACCAACUGCCACAGCAGCACCUCCCAAGAAGGUCAAAGCCGCCACAGCGGCUCCCAAGACGAUCAGGAAGGAACAUGUACCAGUCAAAGAAGGCUCGCCCAUGCCGGUCAAGAAUACGCCGCCUAUAAAACGAGCAUCCGUGGCAGUGGCUGCAAAAUCAGUCCAGAUGGAAUCCCUAAACGAAGAUUCUGUUGUUCCUGACGAGGAUUUGCCGGUCAAGGGCUCGGGAAUAAUCGCUUAUGGUGCUAAACGCGUAGCAGUCGCCAAGAAAACACAAGUGGCAACAAAGGCCAAGAAUGUAACCGGUGGUGGUGCUAAACCCAAGGAGAGAACGGUUGCCAUUGCCAAGAAGAUCGCAGUCAAGUCCAACGAGAAGACUCCGGCAGUGACACCUAAGGAAUUUCGCAACCCAACAAAGCAUUCUGGUACUAGUAGAAGUCCAACCUCGAAAUCAGUACCAAUGCCACCUCGUGGUUCGUCGAGACGGCCUUCGGUGUCCAUUCCUGCCAGGUACCGAGAAGAGCAGCCGGAGGGCCCCCAGCUGCUAAAGUCCAAUCGAGGACCCAAGAAAAUGCCAGCAGAAGACAUGGCCAGAAAUGCCAAAGCUGCAGUCAAACCACAAACAGACGUACAGUUGAUCCCAGUUUGGAAAGCGCAAACAGCAACCGGUACGGUGAAUUCGUCCUACUUGCAAGGGUUGGACGAGUUGUGGGAAGACGUUGGGCCUGAUGAUGUUGUAAUGGGACGCGGAGGCAAAUCCAAUCACCACGAAGGCAAUGCUCGCUAUCGAGGAAUUAUUGAAUUACAUCGCGCAGCUUACAAAUUGGCGCCAAAGCUCACCAAACGCAACAUUGCGAGAGAUAUUGUGAGGCGAAUCAACCAGAAUGGAGGUCGAUUCUUGAGACUGAACAAAGGCGGCUCGGUUUGGUCUGAAAUCACGUUUGAGGAAGCCGCGGCCAAGACUUCUCAAUCACUGCGGGAAGUGCACAACUAUAAGAUACUCCCAAGCGGUACGACAAGCGUCGAAGAGCAAUUAUCGGGUAACGAGUCAAUGGCAGAUGGACCCCAAACAUACCAACAAUCAGCAGUACCACCACCAGGAGGAGGUCCUAUUAUAUUGCCGAAGCCCGACACGCACUCGAGGGCGCGAACGGCUCAAAAGACCAGCUCUGAAGAGCAAAUGUCAAGUCUGGUUCCCGCGGCAAUAGAGGUAAUCCAGCAACUGCCCCCAUACACGAAGGCACAACUUCAGCAUUAUGUGCCUCAUGAGCACCCACAACCUCCGGCGCAGCUUCCACUUCAGGCGCAGCCACAUCCGUAUCAUUCACAGCCACAUCCAGCAGCUGCUGUCUACCAAGUACCACACUACGGUUUUGUCAUCCCACACAACAAUGUGCAGCCAAUGACGGGUAGUUUUCAAGUCAAUGGACAGCAUACCGUUGUCCGCACGGAGAAAAAAUCCACGCUUCCUUCAGCACAGGCAUCCGCGAUGGUUUCGAAUGUUGGGCCAAUGACGGAAACCACUAUGAAGUUUACUCAGAAUGUAGGGGCAGGCGGCUCGACAAAGUCCACUCCUCGUCAUGGGACACAGGCGCACGCAAAUACUCAGAUUGAAUUGGCAUCCAACUUUUCCAAGGCCGAAGCUAAUGCGGCACAAGCAUCGGUGAAUGUUGAGCAAGUGUCGGAGCAGGAUGCGGGGGCAGCCAGCGCACCCCCUCCGGUGCCAGCACCGGGGAAUGGGCGAGUGCAGCCUCACCAGAAGUUUCAAAAAAUGGCACAAGCGCCCCAGAAGGUCCUCCAACUCGGACGUCCAGCCAAGUUGACGAAGGCUGCGCCGCUGUCCCAGAUGGGGAUCACCUUAUCGAAAGAAUACUCCCUACAGCAGAUGCAGGCUCCUCGAAGGAGGACUAGCCACGCGCCAGAGGCGCAUGCGAAAAAGAAUCUAACGUUAUCGCAAGCGCCUCGGAAACAUAUGCGGGCAAUGCCAAAACUAUCUACAAAGAAACCCAUUCAGAUGACUGCAGCGACGAAGGGUGCUCCGCCAAACAACACGGUAACGCGGCCGAUGGUUGCAGCAACGAAGGCAAACAGCACCGCAAAACAUCCCAUCCAACCGGCGACUGCAGGGAAGAAGGGCGGUCAACCAAUCGCGCCAAUUAAACCUACUCAUCCGGCGACUUCACUGAGGCAGGGUCCUCGGCCAACAAUCCACACAAGAAAGCUACCCACUCAAAGGGUCCCGGCAACGAUAGCGGGUGCUGAGUCAGUCAUCCCACAAUCCACCCAGCCAGUGUCUGCAACGAAGAAUGGUGGUACAUCACGGAAAAAUCUACACCUGGAGCUCCACCUUGAACUCCAGGAGCAGAAUGUGUCUAAGCAGUCGCAUCCAAAAAACCACCAACAGAUUGUUGGUGCCGUUUAUUACCCAACGGGCACCACAGCGGGCACGACAGCCGAGGGCACAGUGGCUGGUUCGGCGGCGGUCAAUGAACCGUUUGUUUGGAAUAUUUAUCAUCCCCACACGGAUAGAUGCAAUGUUUAUGGUUGGAAUAUGCCUUAUCCUCCACCUCCUCCUAUCACAUUUGAAACAAGAAAAGCCGAGGAUGGUCCCCUUCCUUGGGAGUAUCCUUCGGCAAAGGAAUACACGUCUCCGUUACUUCCAAAGAGUAGCGUUCGACGGUCCCCACUUGCCCCGAGUCAAAUUUAUCGAGGGGCCAACAUCGACGACGGCGUGUGGGUGGAGUCGUAUGAGAAAAUGGUGCAAUUUAUGCUCAAGCAUGGGCAAUGUCUGAGAGGGCCUGGUGACGGCGAGGAAGACGAUCGGGCACUGGUGGAAUGGGCAACUCUGCAACGAAAGCUGUACAACGAGCACAAGCUCGAGCCAGUACGAAAGAAGCUGCUUGAUCAAAUCGGAUUUGAGUGGAGGCACAGUAAGAAGAGAUCUAGGGGAGACGAAGAAGCAGACGACGACGGGGACGACCAAGCGAGUGUUGGGUCCAGCGAUUCUUACAUGGUCAUUUGAUUUUGGCCGUUUCGGGCGGGUCGAUGGAUUGAUAUCAUUCGUUCUGAGGAUGCAAAUGUCUACGUAGGGUGAUCACGUUAAAAAUGGAUUCUCUUGCGUUUGGUCGUAAUUUAAAAGAGCCGUGCCGCCCUCUUUUAUGAUAGCUUUUCUGGAAGUGACGCCCGUGGAAUAGUACCGGUUGUAUGUCCUCGGUAGUCCCACGACAUCUAAAUGUUGUACUUGUAGACAACAACUACAUGUACUACUGCAUUACCUCCUUAGUUUUAGGACCUCCCCGCUACUACCGGUACCGGUACCACGGUAGCCAGCUAGAAUCCUUCCAUCAUUUUCUUCUUUUCUUCUUCGGACAUGUUGGCCAAUUUUUCUUGUGCAAUUUGGCUGGACUUCAUGAGUUGUUCCGGUGAGGUAUUUUUCAUCAUGGACGUGUAUGCCUUUCGAAGCAGAGGAUUACUAUUCAUCAUUUCGGCAGAUUUCUUCAUCAUUGCGGGAUCGACUCCCAUGGCUUUCAUGCGUGCUUCUUCCUCCGGUGACAUGCUGCUCAUGCGAGACAACAUGUCCUGCACAUCGGUUUCUUUCAUAUUCUUGAGUUGUUGCGAAAGUUGUUCUGGCGAAACAUUAUUGCCCACCAUGGGAUUGCUCACGCUGGUUGUGGUGGUUGUUGGUGCCGUGGUGGUUUUGGGUUUGGUCGAGGCUCCUCGUUUGCCUUUUUUGGGUCGAACGAGGGUUCGUUCUCGUGCUUCUUCCAUGAUAUCGCUGUAGUAAUUGUCUUGUACUUCCAUCCAUACUCGUUUGAAUCCGGACUUGUCGACUCGCGUGGCCCCCAGUGAUCCCUUGUUCCAACAUUCGGUCAAUUCUUUGCGUGUCAAGUCGUCUUCUCCUGUUCCCGCCGCCAAUACGGCCACGGGUGGCACUGUGGAAAAUCCGGCAAAUGUGACUCCGCCCGUGGGUGGUUCCGACAUGAGCUCGGCCGCUUGAAACAUGGUAUCGAGCACUUUUUCAUCCGGUUCAAUGGGUUCUUCAUCCUCGUCAUCAUCUUCCUCCUCGUCCUCAUCUUCGUCUUCUUUUUCAAGUUCCGCAUCCACAGCUGCGACCGCCCCGAUUUCAUCCGACGUGAUGCUCAUGGCUUUCAUUUGUUCUUGAGCCUUUUUGGAUUGUUCCACCAGUUCUUCCGGAGUCAUUUGUUCCAUCAUUUCUCCCAUGCUUUUCAUCAUUUCUGGAUUUUUCUUCAUCAUUUCCAAGGACGACUUCAUGACGGUGGGAUCCAUUCCCAUGUUCUUGAGUUGUUCCAAUUGCGCGGCUGGCAUGGACUCCAUUUCCUUCAUCAUUUGAUCAAUGUCGGAAGGUUUGACAUUCUUCAUGGCUGCCGCGGAUGCUUUCAAGCUUUCGGCAUUCAUGCCUUCGGCGUCCAUAAUCGCCUUGACGCGUUCCAAAUCGGCAUCAUUGUUGGAUGAUGACAACCACAACUGGGUAGCAGCAGUAGAUGACGAAGUUCUUGGCGUGACAAGUGGAGCCUGGAAGGAAACCACAGUGCCAAGGCAGAUGCUCAACAAAAGAGUAGGAAGUCUCAUCUUGCUUGCUUGUCAACCUUUCUCUGUCCAGCUAGAGAGAGAAUUGGGUUUGAUUUUGUUUUUGUGGCAACAGAGGGGGGUGUCACAGCCAAAGAAAAAUGAAAGAUUGAUGAGUGAAUCAGAGCGUCUUCGGAUCUGAGUUGUCCAUGUUGUUGACAGGUGGAAGCUUCUGGAGUCAAAUGAGUCAAUCCUGUGUGGUGUCACCGCAUGCACGAAUGAGAG
Messenger RNA from Seminavis robusta, 5840 nucleotides. The record is from the annotation of a GenBank genome assembly. NCBI's taxonomy places the organism in Eukaryota, Bacillariophyta, Bacillariophyceae, Naviculales, Naviculaceae.